CUGCUGUGCACUUCGGAGGCGCCUGUGACGUUUGGUUUUAAAGCUUCAGCUACUUUGCCUUUUCUGGUCACUCCCUGCAUGCAGCCAUGUUUGUGAAAGUGAGGACCAUGGAUGGCAAUGCCUCAGGAGUUGUGACAAUAUCCAAGCUCACUACAGUAGACCAGUUCAGGAAACUGGUGGAAGAUGAGCUUGAUGUUGCUCCAGAAUGCCAGCGGCUCUUCUUUAGAGGCAAACAGAUGGAAGAUGGGCACACCAUGUUUGAGUAUGAUGUCAAUGUUAAUGAUGUCAUACAGCUCAUGGUUCGGCAGCCUCUCGCCCCUGUCAAAGCAGACAACCAUAGGAGACAAGCAAACAACACCAUAGAUAAGGACAGUGCAGACAAAGGUGCAUCCUCAGUGCCAGUGGAAGCAUGUGGUGUCAAUGGUGACGCAGCCCAGACUGUUGACUCUGACAAGGCGGUGGACAUGGACGACAACUGCGGCUGGGAUCUCCUCUCCGCGGAUGACUUUUACAAGGUGGGAGACUGCUGCGACGCUCGCGACCCAGCCUCCGGCGGCUGGUUCGAAGCCACCGUCUGCGGUGUCCGGCGGGGAUCUGCUGAGAAGGGCGGCGUCUCCGGCGGCUCGCCAGAGCAUCAGUACUCGGUCAAGUUCGAAGGGUACGAGGACGACCCGCCGCUCUGGCUGGCCGGCGGCGAGCUGCGUGAGCGGGCCACCGACACGCUGCCCUUCUCCGAGCUGACCGUCGGACAGCACGUGCUGGUCAACUACAACGUGGACGAGCCGGACGAGCGUGGCUUCUGGUUCGACGCGCUCGUCACGGGGCGCGAGGCGCGUGGCAGGCGGCGCCGGCUGACAGUGACGGUGUACCUGGGCGCCGGCCGGGUGGCCGUCGAGGGCUGCCAGGUCAAGUUCGUCGACGAGGUCAUGGCCCGCGGCCAGCAGCGCGCCAGAGUCGACCGGCUGGCGGCCGGCGCGAGGUGGGGUCCCAGCUGCAGGAUCUGCCGCGGCCGGCCGGAGCGCGACUGCCGGGUGUGUGGCUGCCACGUCUGCCACAAGAAGUCCGACCCCGACCGGCAGAUCAUGUGUGACGAGUGCGACAUGCCCUACCACAUCUCCUGCCUGACGCCGCCCCUGGAGGCCAUCCCCGAGGAGGACGAGUGGUACUGCCCCGAGUGCAAGACUGACACGAGCGAGGUCGUGCAGGCCGGCCAGCGCCUCAAGGCCAGCAAGCGCAAGGCGCGCAUGGCAUCGACUCUGAACAAGGCGACCAAGCGGGACUGGGGCAAGGGCAUGGCGACGGCCGGCCGGCAGCGGCAGUGCACGAUCGUGCCGACCAACCACCGCGGCCCGGUGCCGGGUGUGGAGGUGGGCAUGCGCUGGCAGUACCGCAUCCAGGCGAGCGAGGCGGGCGUGCAUCGGCCACACGUGGCGGGCAUUGCGGGCCGCGAGAAGGAGGGCGCCUUCAGCAUCGUGCUGUCGGGCGGCUACGAGGAUGACGUGGACAACGGCGACGAGUUCUACUACACGGGCUCGGGCGGCCGCGACCUGUCCGGUAACAAGCGCACCGCCGGGCAGAGCUGUGACCAGGAGCUGACCAGGAUGAACAGGGCGCUGGCGCUCAACUGCAACGCCCGGAUCAACGAUAAAGAGGGCGCCACCGCCGAGGACUGGCGCGGCGGCAAGCCCGUGCGGGUCAUCCGCUCCUACAAGCUGGGCAAACACUCCAAAUACGCGCCCGACGAGGGGCUCAGGUACGACGGUGUGUACAAGAUCGUGCGCUACUGGCCGGAGAAGGGGCGCAGCGGCUUCCUGGUGUGGCGCUACCUGAUGCGCCGCGACGACCCGGACCCGGCGCCCUGGACCAAGGCCGGCCGGCGCCGCGUCCUGGAGCUCGGCAUCCAGGACAUGGUGCGCGUGGAGGCGCCGGGCGACAAGCCGCCGGCGGAGACGGAGGGGGCCGAUGAAGAGGGUGCCCCGCCCACCAAGCGGCCGCGCCCGGCGGCCUACACGCCUGCGCCGGCCGUGGCCGCCCUGAUGAAAGCGGACGCCGACAACGCGCAGCUCUGGGACGCGUGUCGGCGCUCGCUGGCCGACGGCAAGCUGAAGUUCCUGGCGAAGGUGACGGACACGUUCAUGUGCAUUUGCUGCCAGGAGCUGGUGUGUCCGCCGGUCACGCUGCCCUGUCACCACAAUGUCUGCCUGCCGUGCGUGAAGCGCUCCUUCAAGGCGGAGGUGUUCUCGUGUCCCGCCUGCCGCCACGACCUGGGCAAGAAGUUCGCGCUCGUCUCCAACGUGACGCUGUUCGACGCGCUGAAGGCGCUCUUCCCGGGCUAUCAGAAGGGCCGAUGAGCCGGUGGGGAGCGGCCGUCUCCAGGGGCUGGUCUCGGCGGCUGGGCGGCUGGUGUCGGAUGAGCCGGCGGGGAGUGGCCGCCUCCACGAGCUGGCCCCGGGAGCGGCCGUCUCCAGGGCUGGCCUCGGCAGCGGUCGUCUCCAGGGACUGCCUCGGCAGCUGGGCGGCUGCUAGCGCUGCCCCGGCUGCUCGGAAUGGUGGCGGUGCGGCCGGGCGCCAGCGGGGACUGCGUUCGGUUGUGCGUCUCGUAGCUUGUUCUCUGCGCGGCUAAUUUCCAGACGACAGAAGCUGCAGGCACCGUUUGAAUGACCAUCGCGAGUAAGUGGGUGUGAAUUUAUCGAAUGAAUUAUAGAUUUAUUCGCACUGCGGUGCCCUUGAAUUUAGUUAGUGACUGUGCAUUCUCACAACUGGUUCCAUUAGUGGCUCAGGAUCGAGACCUCGACGUACGCUUUAGUUUAGCAGUUGGCUAGUUUCGUACGUGUUCCUGCAAUGCCAGCUACACUCAAGUUGGCAUUCAUUGUGUAUAAUACAUUGCACAUAUUUGAUA
Molecule: messenger RNA, 2899 nt
Organism: Pollicipes pollicipes
Lineage: Eukaryota; Metazoa; Arthropoda; Thecostraca; Pollicipedomorpha; Pollicipedidae
Product: E3 ubiquitin-protein ligase UHRF1
Exons: 16
Coding region: 87-2351 (754 amino acids)
Biological process (GO): negative regulation of gene expression via chromosomal CpG island methylation; protein ubiquitination
Molecular function (GO): protein binding; ubiquitin protein ligase activity
Source: RefSeq, a predicted model, not a curated record